UCUUUACGCCCCCUCCUCCUCUGUUCUGCGCUCUCUCCACUCUCUUCCAACUCAACAAAACCAAAAUGAAAAUCCCAAACCCUGUCUUCUCCUCUUCGAUCGUCUUCUUAUUAAUCGCUCUCCGAGACUCGCCGUUUUCACUCGCCGAGCACAUACCUUCCGCUGCUUACGACGGCGUUUUGUUCGCCGACCGGAUAUGCUACAACCGGGAGAACAACGACGCUGUCUCUCCGUGCAAAAACAAGACGCAGCGAGGCGCACCGGCACCGGUGGACUGCGAGGUGUGGAGCGAGGCGUGUUCGGAGGCGGUGCUGAGCGUGGCGCGGUUCCCGGAGACGGUGGAGUGGUUGAAACGGAUUCGGAGAAAGAUCCACGAGAAUCCGGAACUGGCUUUUGAGGAAACCGAGACGAGCCGUUUGAUACGAGAGGAGUUGGAUCUGAUGGAAGUUAGUUAUCGGUAUCCACUCGCGAAGACCGGUAUUCGAGCCUGGAUCGGAACUGGAGCUCCUCCUUUUGUUGCGAUCAGAGCUGACAUGGAUGCACUUCCCAUCCAGGAAGCUGCGGAAUGUGAGUACAAGUCGAAAGUUCCCGGCAAAAUGCACGCUUGUGGGCACGACGCCCAUGUGGCUAUGCUUAUUGGCGCUGCCAAGAUCUUGAAAACUCGAGAGCAUUUAUUAAAGGGAACUGUAAUUCUGUUAUUCCAGCCAGCAGAGGAAGCUGGUAAUGGUGCAAAACGAAUGAUGCAAGAUGGUGCUUUGGAGGACGUGGAGGCUAUAUUUGCAGUUCAUGUAUCCCAUGAACAUCCAACUGGUAUAAUUGGGUCGAGGCCUGGACCCCUCCUUGCUGGCUGUGGAUUUUUCAGAGCUGUGAUUAGUGGCAAAAAAGCCCUUGCUGGCAAUCCUCACCAUUCUGUUGAUCCAGUUUUGGCCGCUUCAGCUGCAGUUAUCAGCUUACAGGGCAUUGUCUCGCGCGAAUCAAAUCCAUUGGAUUCACAGGUUGUCUCUGUAACUUCAUUUAAUGGAGGCAACAAUCUUGACAUGAUACCGGAUACAGUGGUUCUCGGUGGGACUUUCAGAGCGUUCUCUAAUACCAGUUUUUACCAAGUUCUUGAAAGAAUAGAGCAGGUGAUUGUGGAACAGGCCAGUGUCUACAGAUGUUCCGCAGAAGUUGACUUCUUUGAAAAGGAGUACACGAUUUAUCCUCCCACAGUUAAUGAUGAUAAAAUGUAUGAGCAUGUGAAGAAGGUGUCAAUUGAUUUGCUUGGUCAGAAGAAUUUCAGGGUAGUUCCACCUAUGAUGGGUGCUGAAGAUUUCUCUUUUUACUCCGAGGUGGUUCCCUCAGCUUUCUUCUAUAUAGGGAUAAGGAACGAAACACUGGGGUCUACUCACACGGGACACUCCCCGUAUUUCAUGAUUGAUGAAGACGUUCUACCAAUAGGUGCUGCUGCUCAUGCCACUAUUGCCGAGAGGUACCUCAUUGAACAUGGCUGAUGUUGGAAAAUAGAAAAAGCCCUGCACUUGUUGCCACUUCCUCUCAACUUUGUACAAAAUCGGUACACAAGUUUGUUUGUCCUUCUCAUGUUCCUUAUAUAAGUAA
Messenger RNA from Abrus precatorius (Indian licorice), 1596 nucleotides. RefSeq names its product IAA-amino acid hydrolase ILR1-like 6. Gene Ontology annotation, cellular component: endoplasmic reticulum. The transcript is spliced from 5 exons. Gene Ontology annotation, biological process: auxin metabolic process; jasmonic acid metabolic process. Lineage: Eukaryota; Viridiplantae; Streptophyta; Magnoliopsida; Fabales; Fabaceae. The coding region runs from base 66 to 1490 and encodes 474 amino acids. Gene Ontology annotation, molecular function: IAA-Ala conjugate hydrolase activity. The record is from RefSeq and is a predicted model, not a curated record.